This is a messenger RNA of Lampris incognitus (smalleye Pacific opah), 4136 nucleotides long. It is a transcript of the gene rb1, whose product is annotated as retinoblastoma 1. The coding region runs from base 89 to 2848 and encodes 919 amino acids. Gene Ontology annotation, biological process: neuron projection development; cell morphogenesis involved in neuron differentiation; regulation of transcription by RNA polymerase II. NCBI's taxonomy places the organism in Eukaryota, Metazoa, Chordata, Actinopteri, Lampriformes, Lampridae. The transcript has 27 exons. The record is from RefSeq and is a predicted model, not a curated record. Gene Ontology annotation, molecular function: RNA polymerase II transcription regulatory region sequence-specific DNA binding. Gene Ontology annotation, cellular component: chromatin; nucleus; Rb-E2F complex.
UAAACAUUGCUUAUCAGGUAGGUAGUACCGUAUUAUAAGCGGUGUAAAUUAUUUCCGUUUCGAUAUCGACCUAUAACCAGUCGACAAGAUGCCACCAAAAAAACGUAACUCCGGGACAACACAGACCAAGGAGCUGAAGCCCAGUGUUAAAAGUGCCUCCCCAGACAAGAAGGAGAGUCCCGAGUUUUCUGUCAGAAAACACAGAGAAAAGGACGCUGAAUUUGUGACCCUGUGCAAAAGCCUCCAGGUGACAGAUGCAGUGUGUGAUCGUGCCUGGAUGUUAUGGAAGACUGUCCAAGAAACCAUGGAAGAUUCUCCUGGCACUAAAAAAAACAUCUGGGGUGCUUGUCUGUAUGUGACCGUGACGGACCUGGAUGAUGCCAGUUUUACAUUAACUCAGGUUCAGAAAGAAGUGGAUAUGAAUGUAAAGCAGUUCCUGGCUCUGGUGAGGAGGAUGGAUGUAAACUUGGACAUAAUAAGCACUCGCGUUAAUUCAGUAAUGACACGACUGGAGAAGAAGUAUGAUGUGUCUUUGGCUCUAUACCAGAGAUUUGAGAAAAUAUGCAAGAAAAUCUUUUUGGAUUCUGGUGCCAAGGAGAAAGAGACCCUGCAGAGCUGUUGGACAAUGUUUCUCUUAGCAAAAGGAAGGGCUUUGCAGAUGGAGGAUGACCUGGUCAUAUCGUUCCAGCUGCUGCUGUGUACACUGGAGUUCUUCAUCAAGCGCUGUCCUCCCGACCUCCUGCAGCCUCUCUACCAAUCGGCUGUCAGCAAAGCUCACAGCCCCCCAACACGAACAUCUCGUCGCAACCAGAGCAAAGCUAAACCCAGGCUUCCAGAGUCAGAGGUGGAUGUGUUGCUUCUUGAAGCCUUGUGCAAGGAGAAUGAAUGCAGUAUAGAGGAGGUGAAGAAUGUGUACCAGACCACUUUUUCUGCUUUCCUGGAAUCUGUGGAUGUCUCAAAAUCCCCUGAUCUUCCCCAGGCAAAUGACCUCAGCAAGCAGUAUGAAGAGCACUACCUCAAGAGUAGAGACUUUGAUGGACGGUUGUUUUUGGAUGGAGACAAGACUCUUCUUCCUCCAAAAUUAGAGAUAAUGCAGGUGGAGAGAACGCCAAAGAAGAACCUACAGGAGGAAGACCCUGUAAUGAUCCCGCCCCAGACUCCAGUCAGAGCUGCACUGAACUCUAUUAAGCAGCUGAGGAUUGACUUGACCUCCUGUGGGGACCAGCCAUCAUCCAACCUGGCCAUGUAUUUCAAAAACUGUACUGUGGAUCCAACAAACGAGAUCAUCAAGCGUGUGGAGACAUUGGGACAGGUUUUUGGUCAGAGGUUUGCUCAGGCAGUCGGCCCGCGCUCUCUGGUUCUUGGCAAACAGAGAUAUACCCUUGGUGUUCGACUGUACUACAGAGUCAUGGAGUCGAUCCUCAAAUCGGAGGAGAAGAGAUUGUCAGUUCAAAAUUUCAGCAAACUUCUCAACGAAUCCACAUUCCAGACCUCACUUUUGGCCUGCGCAUUAGAAGUGGUCAUGGCAACCUAUGGAGGGAACUCCUUCAAGACUGGAGGAUACAACCACGGAAAUGGUGGUGACCCAAUUGAAACAGACUUUUCCUUCCCCUGGAUCCUUGAUGUGUUUAACCUAACCGCCUUUGACUUCUACAAAGUCAUCGAGAGCUUCAUAAAGGCUGAACCUAGCCUUAGCAAAGAUAUUGUCAAACAUUUGGAGAGUUGCGAACACCUCAUCAUGGAGACCUUUGCAUGGAGGACGGGCUCCCCUCUUUUUGAGCUGCUGAAACAGAUGUGUGAGGAGGGCCAAGCGGAGCAGGUGGAGAUCCCCUCUAAUUUUAACCAGCCACUGCAGCACAACCACACAGCAGCUGACCUAUAUCUGUCUCCUAUGCGCCCAAACACUCGUGUCCUGCCUCCUUCUGAGCCGUCUGUCAUACCUGGCUCUCAAUCGGUUUCUCAGGGUCUCAUACAGCCUGUUUUGCAAGGUGCCAGCCAGACCCCCAGACCCCCGAAAUCCAACUCUCUCAGCCUCUUCUACAAAAAAUUGUACCGACUAGCCUACAUGAGGCUGAAGAUGCUGUGCUCAUACCUGUUGUCUGCUCAUCCUGAACUGGAGCCAAUCAUGUGGACGCUUUUUCAGCACACUCUACAACACGAGUAUGAGCUGAUGAAAGACCGCCACCUUGACCAGCUGAUGAUGUCGGCCAUGUAUGCCAUUUGUAAGGUGAAAAAUAUUGACCUGCGCUUCAAGACCAUUGUCACAGCAUAUAAGAACAUGCCCAACACCAAUCAGGAGACCUUCAAGCGUGUGUUGAUCACUGAGGACCAGUAUGACUCCAUCAUCGUCUUCUACAACCAGGUGUUCAUGCAGAAGCUAAAAAGCAACAUCUUACAGUAUGCAUCUCCCAGGCCCCCUACCCUGUCGCCUAUCCCACAGAUCCCACGCAGCCCCUAUAAGUUCCCCAGUUCCCCUCUACGUGUGCCUGGGAGCAAUAAUGUGUACAUCUCCCCUCUGAAAAGCCCACGUGUGUCCCAGGGGAACAUGACCCCCCGCUCAAGAAUGUUGGUAUCUAUUGGGGAGUCGUUUGGGCCUUCCAAUAAGUUCCAGAAGAUCAACCAGAUGGUCAACAGCAGUGACCGCUCCUUUAAAAGGACUCUGGACCUGGGCUCCAAUCCCAAGCCUCUAAAGAGGUUAAGGUUUGAUGUUGAUGGUCAAGAUGAAUCCGAUGGCAGUAAAACUGGUGGAGAUUCUACGCUGAUACAGAGGCUUGCAGAGAUGAGUUCCACUAGGAGCCGCAUGCAGGAGCAGAAGAUGAAGGAGGAUGCUGAGUUAAGGAAGGAGUAACCUUGGAAAAAAAGCCUGCUGAGUUGACCUGCACUGUUUGUCACAAUCUGAUCCCUUUUUUCCCUUCAAUUUCCUUUUCUGUUAUUGCUUAACUGAGUGUUUUAGCUGAGUGAGGUAUUUCGUUCAUCAUUGAAUUUCAUCUAUGAGAGAUUAUGUUUGGCAAAUGUUUUAUGAGGGACAGUUGUUUGUGGAUGUUAUAAGAAAUCAUCGCUUUAACUUUACCAGGCUAUUCUUUUUCUUUUUCUUUUUUGGAUGAUUCUUUUUUUUAGUGUAAGGUAGCGGGGCUGAGUCAGCCCCAUCAGGAUUUUUAAACUGCUGACCCACCUCUUUUUGACAGUGAAAUAAUUCUUAAUUCGAAUGUUUCAAUCAUGAUGCAACAUUCAGAGAAUUUUUGAAUUGUAAUCAUGCACACCAAAAUAACUAUCAGGACCCAAGAGAGAUCAAGAUGUAACUAUUCUUUGUAUUAAUUUUCUGUCAAGUGAUAUUUUACUCAGGAAUAAUAUUUUUACUUAAAGACAGCAGGGUUUGGGAGCAGUCGGCCUCUUGAUGUUGGAUCGGCUGUCUGUCAACAUUUUGGCUUUUUCUCACCUCUCAAUUUCUUGAUUUGUAAAUGGAUGUCGAUCUGAUUGUAUAGCAGCUGAAAGGAUCUUGUUACGCUUUGCUGUUUCUAUUUAUAUUGGAAGUGUUAUUACAGACUGGUGUUUCAAAACUUAAGACAACGGGUCUCAUAAGCAGCCAAUGUUGUUGGCUGACUUCCUUGUGGAGGAACAUUUUCCAAAAAGUGAAAAUGUUACACUUGAGUGAAGUAUCACCUAAAAAGAAGAAGAAAAAAACAAAACACCAAACUGUUUUCCAGAACACACUUUAUGCUGUUUGAAAGGGUUUGGUCACGGUUAAAACAAUAUUUCACUUUGGUAAAUUGUUAAUAGUUUAUAAUAUAUAUAUUUUUUUGUUUUAAUUACAGGUGUCUAAAAUUGUAUUUCAAAUGUGUACACCUCCCCAGGUGAUUCAGUGGAAAUAAUAUCUUUCCUGCUCUUGAUCUUUCUUUCUUUUUUUUUCUUUUUUUUUUAAAAGAAAUGAUCUUGGUCUAUUUGCAACUGUCUAUUGAGACUGUGUGAGGGUCUUGACUGUUAGCAAACGACUAAUGUCGCUAGUUAAUGGAUAACAGUCACACUAGUACCAAGGUGGAAUAUUGUUUUAAAUGUGCAUAUUUGCUAGCUUUUUUUUUUAAUGUUUGUCAAUGAAAUUUUACUUUAUUGAAGUAGUUAUAAGGAUGUAGUAAACAUUU